AUGGAUGUGCUUCGACUGCGCCUAACUCCUGAGCAGUUUGAAAAGUGCGUCAAGUUUUAUGAAGCUGACAAUCAAUUAACCACGGAGGACCGAUUGAAGAUGAGGGAUGAACUUCAACUGAUUAUUGUUGGUCAUAGACUUGUUUCGUAUGGAGCAGGAAUGGUGGGAUUCUUAGCACCCACGAUUUACUACCGAUUCAUAUUAAAAAAAAUACCCAACAAGAUUUCCUUUGUUCAAAAGCCAUUCUUAUCGUUUAUCCUGGGAUUAACCAAUAUGUUAAUAUAUAGCUCGAUUUCAAGAAAAAAGGGCUUGGAAAAUAAACUCCAGAGUGGGGCUCUUAAUGAGCGACAGGCAAAUGCAUGGAGGAAUAUGGAUUGGUUCAAUGCUCCUACCUUUUACGCAUAUUAUUCCAAAACAGCUAUUGAUCCCAAAUUCAAGUUGAAAGACCCAAGAUUAUCAGGUAGUGAAACAGAUGUUGGUUCUCGUCUUGGGGCCGUCAAUAAUUUACCACAGCAGCUGCAGCUGCAGCUGCAGUCACAAUUACAAUUACAACAUGGACAGAAUGGAACCAAAGCAGAAACUAAUCAGCCAACAUAUGUGUCAUCCUCAAGUAAUAAUGACCCUUUUGCCACUAAUUGGGGUCUCAAUGAUAACCAAAAUUUGUCCCUGUGGGAUAGAAUUCGAUUGGAGCAUGGUUUCGAUAUUACACGGGACUCUCUGGCACUACCUUUGAAAAGUGAGGGAAACAAUAAUGCAUAUAAUACUACUGAUAGUACUCGUAUUAAUAGUGUAAAUGGUGCCAUUAAUAGUCUGGCUUACGAUAGAGUACAGAGUUCAAAUGUCGAACAGGAUUACGAUAACAGUUCAAAGAGUCUGACACAAUCAGCUUGGGAUAAGCUAAGAAACCAAAAGUAG
Lodderomyces elongisporus is the source of this 915-nucleotide messenger RNA. RefSeq lists its product as uncharacterized. The record is from RefSeq and is a predicted model, not a curated record. The transcript has a single exon. The coding region runs from base 1 to 915 and encodes 304 amino acids. Lineage: Eukaryota; Fungi; Ascomycota; Pichiomycetes; Serinales; Debaryomycetaceae.